AUGAAUUAAAAAUUGUUUUCUUAAGCUUAAGAUGAAUUUUAAACUGAAACCAUUUCUUUUAAUGCUACAUUACCUAUAAAAAAUGAUUCAAAAAUAGAAUAAAAUAAUAAUAAUACAUAAUAUAGUUAAUUUGUACCAAAAAAGAGUAGAUAAUCUACUUCAAUGGUUUUUUCAAUUUAAGCUCAAGAAUAAUUUGAUUUAGAUGAAUUAACCAAGUAACCUUAUUUCAAAGAAGAUAAAUCAAAUACAAAAUUGAGUAAAAAAACUAAUUAAGUUCAUAACACACCAUCAAUUAAAUAGAUUUAAGUUGAUCCAAAAUUUUAUUCAUAGAAUAAAACUAAAAAAAGAAGAAUUUUAUCUGAAAACUCUGCACCAUCUAAACCUAUAAUUAAAAUUAUACAUCCUUAAAUAAUUACUCCUAAUGAAUUUAAAUAUACUAAAAAAUCAUAAGCAAUUAAUUCAGAUUCAUCUGCUAUUACUCGUUCUAAUUAAAAUGUAUCUUAAACAUCAAAAAUAUUAACACUUGAAGAUAAAAUUCAUAGACUUUCAUAAUAAUAAAAAGCAACACUUAAUAAUGAAUCUUAAAAAUAAAGUUAAUUAGAAUUAAUUAAAGAAGAUCAUACAGAAGUAGAUGAUGAAUAAGAAUCAUUUUUUUUUAAUACAGGAAAAUAAAUAGAAAAGAGUAAAUUUCAUCAUUUCUUAAAAAUUGCUCCACUUCCAAAAAGAAUAAUCACUUUUAGUUCUGUAAUUAAAAAAAUAGGAGAUAUUGAAUUUUGUAUUGGAAUAGAAGGAAAAUAAGAAAUUACUUAUUUUAGAAGAAUAAAAAGUGAGAAAGCUAAACUAUAUAAUCAUUGCAACAUUUAAGUUGAAUGA
This is a messenger RNA of Paramecium pentaurelia, 873 nucleotides long. The record is from the annotation of a GenBank genome assembly. Lineage: Eukaryota; Ciliophora; Oligohymenophorea; Peniculida; Parameciidae.